Anarrhichthys ocellatus (wolf-eel) is the source of this 693-nucleotide messenger RNA. RefSeq names its product dermatopontin-like. Gene Ontology annotation, cellular component: extracellular matrix. The record is from RefSeq and is a predicted model, not a curated record. The transcript is spliced from 3 exons. Gene Ontology annotation, biological process: collagen fibril organization. The annotation marks the transcript as partial. Lineage: Eukaryota; Metazoa; Chordata; Actinopteri; Perciformes; Anarhichadidae.
GAAUUUAAAUGUCUCUUGUUUGCCUUUCUGCAGGAGUUCAACGUGCACUCGUAACGGCCUGGUGGCCGGCAUUCAAAGCAAGUACUUUGAGUCAGUCCUGGACCGGGAAUGGCAGUUCUACUGCUGCUACUACAAACGCCGAUGCCCCUACUCCUGCAUGAAGACGAGCGACAUUCCCGAACACUUCAGAGAGGAGGCGGAGCUUGUGGUUCCUUCUUAUGGAUACUUCAUCCGGGGAGCUCAGACCACCUUCAGCGGAGUGUUAAGAGAUCGGCAGUGGAAGUACAUCCUCUGCAGAAUGACCGACUUUGACUGUGAAUUUGAAAAUUUAUAGACUUGUAAUCAUCUUUAUUUCCAACCCAUAAACAGUUUGAACGAAUAUUUACUCUCACAUUUAAACAAGAAACACAAUACGUACACUUUACGUAACCUUCAGUUUAGCAUGCAGCAUGGCUGCUCGUAUCAGAGGUGAUGUAGCACAGAGUCUUCACCAGACACACAGGAGUGUGUCUUCAUUUAAAUGGACUCUUUUUGGCCUCAUUUGAAAGUGGUUUUCCAAAGUGGACCAUCAUGAAAGUUUCAAUCCACAGGAAGUUGUUCUGCUUUUGACUUUACAUCUAAUUCCAUCUAAACUGUACUAACUCCUGUAACUAUACUGUGUGAAAUAGGAUUAAAACGUCCUGUUGACUACUA